Molecule: messenger RNA, 603 nt
Organism: Magallana angulata
Lineage: Eukaryota; Metazoa; Mollusca; Bivalvia; Ostreida; Ostreidae
Product: lipoxygenase homology domain-containing protein 1-like
Exons: 4
Coding region: 88-480 (130 amino acids)
Molecular function (GO): protein binding
Source: RefSeq, a predicted model, not a curated record
GUGAUUGUUGCCGGAUAUGCCUUGGCUAUUUAGACACGUUCAAGAAAAUCUCCCUUUGCUUAAACAGGGUUAAAUUCUUACACAAUAAUGGCUAUUUUCCACAUUAAAGUUACCACAGGAAAGAAAUUUGGCGGCUCCACUCAGGCAAACGUGUACAUUGUUCUGUAUGGGGAGCAGGGAAGUUCAGGUCGUAUACAACUUCGAAACAUGGCCAGCGAUUCGCGAGAUGACGAAAACUUUCAGUUGGGGCAAACAGACGAAUUCAUCAUAGAGUCUAAAGACAUCGGAAAUCUUCAAAAAAUUAACAUCGGGCAUGACAACAUGGAGGCUGGCGUGGAGAGCGCUGAUUGGUUCCUGGAGAAAGUAGAGGUUACAUGUCCCCACGACAACGCGUCCUGGCAAUUCCCAUGCAACGACUGGCUGGCAAUGGACAAGGGGGACGGGCGAAUUGACAGGGAUUUGUACCCUCAACCGUUUUGACCAUAGAAGAAUGCUUCAUUAUUUCUCUGUUCAUUCCAAAAAAAAACCCGUUCCUCAUACAUGUCCAUUGUGUAACUACUAAUGUAUAACAAGCAACAGUCAGAAUCAUGCGCGGAUCCUUUU